Messenger RNA from Phaeodactylum tricornutum CCAP 1055/1, 597 nucleotides. RefSeq lists its product with no specific name. The record is from RefSeq and is a predicted model, not a curated record. The transcript has 2 exons. Lineage: Eukaryota; Bacillariophyta; Bacillariophyceae; Surirellales; Neidiaceae. The annotation marks the transcript as partial. Gene Ontology annotation, cellular component: proteasome core complex.
AUGCACCAACGCUUAUUGAAAACAGGUACUACCAUUGCUGGCGUCUGUGGUGCAGAUUUUUGCGUCCUCGGAGCCGAUACCCGUGCCACGAACGAUCGGUUGGUGGCUGACAAGGCCUGUGCCAAAAUUCACAAACUAGCAGCGAACGUAUACGCCUGCGGAGCCGGGACGUCGGCCGAUUUGGAACACGUAACCAGACAAGUCUACUACACGACUCUUUUGCAGUCUCGCCAAGACGAGGCAAUAGGAAACGCAGCAUCCGUCGAUGGCGCGCUUGCGUCUUCUUCUAACAUUUUGUACGACCAAGGUGGUUCUUGUCAAGCCACUUUAAUUGUUGGUGGCGUGUACAAGUCAAAAGCAAUGUUACGGGCUAUACAUCCGCACGGAUCUCAGGAUGCCCUCGCCUUCACGGCAUUGGGAAGUGGAGGUAUGGCGGCCAUGGGAGUCCUCGAAUCGUCCUACCGACACGAUUUAACUCUGGAGGAAGCAAUUGAAUUGGUGACUAGGGCGAUUACGGCAGGAAUUGUCAACGAUCUUGGUAGUGGCUCACAAGUUGACCUAUGCAUCAUAACGGCCGAAGGCACAGACUAUCGACGU